This is a messenger RNA of Mercenaria mercenaria, 785 nucleotides long. RefSeq lists its product as uncharacterized. Gene Ontology annotation, cellular component: extracellular region. Gene Ontology annotation, molecular function: chitin binding. The record is from RefSeq and is a predicted model, not a curated record. Lineage: Eukaryota; Metazoa; Mollusca; Bivalvia; Venerida; Veneridae. The transcript is spliced from 5 exons. Bases 89 to 643 code for a protein of 184 amino acids.
UAUCAAUGUACAUGUAUAGUUAGCUUACAAACGCGGUCUAACUCAUCAUUCUCCCAUAGCACAUUGAACUAUCGAAAGUGUGGUCAAAAUGUUUGUUCUUGUCACAGUUGCCCUCUUUGUGUUCGGCACAGAUGCUCUUCUUUUCCCAAUGAACAAUGGAAACGAGCCAGAACCAGAGUUGAUAUUUGCAUGUCCUCCACCUAUUGUACCACAGUUCGGCAGUAUCAGAUGUGACUAUGGCAUAUUCGAAAUGAACUGUACCGCCCAAUGUAACAAUGGGUUCCAGUUCGAAGAUGGCAGCCAUUCUGCAUCCGUCAAGUGUGAUCUCUUUGAGGGAAAGUCUACCCCAGAUUUACAGAAAUGUGUCAGAAUUGGAGUUCUCCACCCUUCUACAGACGCCCCAACCGCACCAACCGGCACUGGAGUCACAGGGGUUCCAUCCACUGCUAAAAACUGCAUUCGAAACUUGACCGACUGUUUUGGCAUCCCGUCUGGAGAUUACGCAUAUUGCGACAAUUGUCGUAUGUUUGCCACGUGCGCCGGAAGUGGAUUUUACGUUCGUAACUGUCCGGGAAUUGCCGUAUUUAACGCAGCACUUGAUAGAUGCCAAGACAACAGCCCAACAUCCUGCAGGUUGAUCUAGUUCGAAACAUUUUUCAAAUCAAGUGUCUAAACUCUACUAUAAAUGUAGGAAUAUCUUUACUAAUUUUCAUUCACUUUACUCAUUUCAGUGGACGCUUAUAUGUCAUUCAUAAAUAAAUAUUAUUAUAAUGAUAUGUUUUCAA